UUGGGCUCUCUAACUCUUCAUAGUAUGGCUCGUUUCAUGAACAACGAUGCUGAAUGGAUAGCCUUACAUAGCUUUGGGCCCCAUCUACCUGCUGUCCUUUGAUUCUUAAGCCAGGUCUUCCCCUACGUUUGCUGUCUUUCUCUUAUACUGCAUUUUCUGCACUUCAUACAACCAGAAUUCAAAAGAAGAGACCAAAUUCACAAUGUUCGGCGACAGUAUUCUCAGCUGGUUCAAGUCCUCCAAACAGGAGUCGGCCCCUGAGGCCACCUGGGACCCCAACACUGUUACGAUGACUCAGCCUCAGAGCCCUGCCGGUCCUACCACUGAGGGUGUCGUUACCGGUCAACCUAUUCCCAACAACAACAUGGAUGUGAGCCUUCGUGGUGGUGGUCCUCCCCCCGGACCUGGCGGUGACGAUUGCUGCUGCUGCCUCGACUGCUUCUGCUGCUGUGAUGACUGCUGUGGUCCCGACGGACCUCCUGGUGGCCCUGGCGGUCCGGGAGGUCCUGGCGGUCCUGGUGGUCCUGGUGGCCCCGGUGGCCCCGGUGGUUGGUAAAGAACACCAACGUCUACGAUCAUGUUUCUUUUCGUUCUUAUCAUUUUACUCGCCACGUUCGAACUUGAUACCACUAUACUGAAUGUGAUGUUGUGGCGCAAUGGAUGAGCGGGAGCUUGUUUGCCUGACGGAGGACAUGUCAAUGGUAGAUAAGCUCUGUGUCAUGGUUGUUUUGUAUGAUACUUUGUUAUUAUUGGUUAUGUUAUAUGCAAGACUCUCGGAUUACUCGAUCACCUAUCACUUGGGGAAUACUUCAACGCCCUUGCCGCUUGGGGCGUACUUUCAUACUAUAAAGACUGUAUUCUAGUCCAAAGAUAUCUACAACACGGCAUAAUGCAAUAUUACCUGA
Molecule: messenger RNA, 905 nt
Organism: Aspergillus eucalypticola CBS 122712
Lineage: Eukaryota; Fungi; Ascomycota; Eurotiomycetes; Eurotiales; Aspergillaceae
Exons: 3
Coding region: 203-556 (117 amino acids)
Source: RefSeq, a predicted model, not a curated record